Molecule: messenger RNA, 6289 nt
Organism: Thunnus maccoyii (southern bluefin tuna)
Lineage: Eukaryota; Metazoa; Chordata; Actinopteri; Scombriformes; Scombridae
Gene: nsd2
Product: nuclear receptor binding SET domain protein 2
Exons: 22
Coding region: 1027-5187 (1386 amino acids)
Biological process (GO): regulation of DNA-templated transcription
Cellular component (GO): chromatin; nucleus
Molecular function (GO): histone H3K36 methyltransferase activity; protein binding
Source: RefSeq, a predicted model, not a curated record
CUGUCUUUCAUGUUAUUGUCAGCACUGGGGUAUUAGCCGGCAUUUGUUCGGGCCGACCAUCCAUUUUAGUGAGAGGGGACCUGCUAGUAUGCUAGCUGCUUGUAUGAGCAGUUUGCAUUGGUUUCAAUGGUGCGCUGGUUAGCUUCGGCUAGCGCGGCUAGCAUUUUUGAAACCGAGCUGUCAUGGCGCCUACAAAUUCAGUAUAUCAAUGAAACAAUAGCAGAACACUUCAAAUAAACAACCGCAAUCGUCCAAUUGUGUCCUCAUUUAUUUAUCGGCGUAUUUAACGUGAAUCUCAGUUGAGUAGCAAGUCAGUUAACGGCAUUUAGCUUUCGGGUGGCGGCUUUGUCUAUUUGCUGGAAUGCGGUUAAUGGCUGGCUGUGUGUAGCGCUGACAGAUGCGGUUGUUCGGUACGGUACGGGAUAAUGUUUGGCCGCCUGUCCAUGGCUGGGAUCCAUUAGAUUCCCGCAUCGUGGCUUCCGCUUCAGAUUAUAGUCGGAGCCCGUUUCAUGCAUGAUGUGAUGUGGCAAACGCUAGCUAGAGUCGGUAUAUUACGAUGGCCAGCAGGACACCUUAAUGUUAGGUUAAUACUUCGGAGCGAUUGUUAAAACACUUGCGUUACUGUAACAAUAUCUGCCGAUUUGUCGUCAUAUUACGACUAACAUAACUAUCGUAACCUUGUAAUUUAACCCAUAAUGUAAAGUUAGCUUUUAACUGAGCAGGGAUACAUUUAAUUCCAGCAUUUAUUCGCACUCCAUUAGCGUUGCACCAACUUGUCAGCUGCUUCCAUUUCCGCGGCAUUUCUAGCCGGUGAUGCGGUGGUUACGCGGCACAGCGAGCCACCCACUCAUUGGGCAUUCGCUGCAUGCGGUGGAGCCUGCAGCCGGCCUCCUGCCUUCUGCCUCCUGCCUUCUCCAGACCGCUUUGCCAUAGACUGCAGCUAGCAGCUAGCUAGUCUUUUUUUUUCCAGGAGAAAGCCAACUUGGAAAUUGUCGCGCUCAGUGAGCCUGGAGGGGGUUAGAUGGGAUGGACAGCAAAGGUAGCUCCCUGCCUUCGAUGCCUGAACCAGCCAACCCCAUAAGCAUGAAGCAGCCGCCAGAGUCCCUUAGUGUACGGAAAGGUCGAGGGGACAUGGGCAGUGAUCCCGCUCUGCUAAUGGACAAAGCUGCUGCCCAGCUGGCCGCCACACUACAAGACGGUGUCCUGCAGAAGAUGGCUGGCCACAGUCAUAACAACCACGAGAGGCUCAAAGACCUCACCUCCCGUGUGCUGAACGGGGACCAAGACGCGCUGCCCAAGCUUUGUGCUCCGGAGCCACCUAUGCUUAAGGGCGCUGAAGCCCCCGCUACGAAUGGCACCCAUCAGCACAAUUGCACUCCGCAUACUGAACCUGAACCUGAGCUGAAGGUGAUGAUACCCCAGGUGGUCAAGCAGCCACUGUUUGAGCCAUGCUGUGCCAGCGGGACCAGUCUGUCCACGGCCACUGAAGGUAUAAUAUCUGGACCUGAGAGACAGGACGUGAAGAAAAGGAGGGGGAGACCUAACAAACCAAAACCUCAAUCAAGCCUCAGUCCCUCGGCCACCCCUGUGGAGUCACUUGACCACACAUUUACUGUAGAGGGAGCUGGAGCAGCAGCAGACGAGCUUGAUCUCAUCCCAGAGUUGACAGAGGAGAUCACGGAAGUGUCUCCGCUGCUGAUCCGUUUCUCCGUCGGUGAUGUGGUUUGGACCAAGGUGUCAGGAUACCCCUGGUGGCCUUGCAUUGUGACCAUGGACCCAGAACUCAACAAUCACAUCAAACAGAAGCAGAAAGCAGCAAACAGCAGGUCGGGCCUCUUAUACCAUGUGCAGUAUUUUGGAGAUGCCCCUGAGAGAGGCUACAUCUUUGAGAAGAACAUUGUGUCCUUUACUGGGGAGGAUCAAUACCAGGAGCUUAGCCAGGCCAACAAACAACCAGCCUCCCGUGUCAUCCACAAAAAGACCGCUCCCUCCGUGCCCCGUAAACUCCAGGCUCAGUGGAACAUGGGCAUCAUUCAGGCUAAGGAGGCCCUCGGCAUGUCGCUGGAUGAGCGCAUGACAAACUUCACAUAUCUGUACGAUGACGACGGGCCUCAUCUGAACCCCCACAUCCUGGAAAAGUUGGUGCCCGAACCGGGCAGCGAGACGGAUCAGGAGACGGAGUCACGGCUCAGCCCGGAGCUCCCCUCGACGCUGUCGGGCCCUGCCGGUGAGCCCACGGCAGCCCCUCAGUCCCAAGACAGCACUUCAGCAGGAAAAAAGACACAAGUACCCAGAACAAAACUCAAAAUGGGAGAAUGGCGGAAAGGGGGCAAGAGCCAUCUAAACAAUUCCUUAUCGAAAAAGGACAUAAACGACACAGUUUCUUCCAAAGAAAUGUUUCAACUGCAGUCAGCCUCACAGGAUCCCGCCACUUCUGCACCAGAUAUACCAGCCGAAUCAGUCGUUCCUCCGAAGAAAAAGAGACGACCGAAACAGGCUCAGUCACCCACAAAGACCGUGAGGAGAAGGAAAAAACCUCCAACGGACAAUGCCUCCGACCCUGCGAAUAAAAGGAAAACAAAGAUCGAUUCUUUGAAUGACAAUAUCUCGGAGCCAGUCUCACUUCCAGUUUCAGUUCCAGUCAAGAGGGAGCGGAAGAAGACGUCCAAAAGGCCGCUGACGGACGCUUCAGCAGACAAAGAGCAGCAGCCCAAAAAGAGACGUAAAACAAAUAAAAAUGCUGAAAAACAGGCCUCAACUUCAGAGGGAACAGACAAAAAGCAGAGAAGAAGGAAGAAAACCGACAAAGACGUAAAAGAAACCAAGAAGCGACUGAAAAAGUCAAAAGCUCCCCUUACUGAUGACCAAGACGCAGAGAAACCAAAGCGUAGGUGGAAAAGGAAACAGGAUGGAGAGAACCAGGUUACGCCCUCUAAGGCAAAGAAGAGGCGGUCCUCCCCGUGUCCUGAGCCUGAGGGUUCUGGGAGCGAAGGACGUCCUGAUUCUCCAAGUGACAGUUUGGAUGGGAUAAAGAAGGGUGAACGAAAGAAAGAGUUUGUCUGCCAGGUGUGUGAGCAGGCCGGUGAGGACUUGGUGCCGUGUGAAGGCCAGUGUUGUGGGAUGUUUCAUCUCAACUGUUUGGGUCCGUCCCUCAAACCUGAAGAUAAGCUGCUGUGUCAGGAGUGCAGCACAGGAGUUCACUCGUGUUUCACCUGUAAGCAGUCGGAGGGCGAGGUGCGUCGCUGUCACGUCCCGCACUGCGGCAAAUUUUACCACGAAGCGUGCGUCCGCCUCAGCCCCCUCACCGUGUUCGACAACAAGGGCUUCCGCUGCCCGCUCCACACCUGCCUUAGCUGCCACUACGGCUGCCGCACCAAGCACAAGUCCUCCAAGGGGAGGUUGAUGCGUUGCCUACGCUGCCCCGUCGCGUACCACGUCGGCGACCAGUGCGUUGCCGCGGGCAGCGAGAUGAUCACCAACACCGCCAUCAUCUGCACCAACCACUUCCACGCCAAGAAGGGCUACAGCCACCACAGUCACGUCAACGUCAGCUGGUGCUUCGUCUGCUCCAAAGGAGGGCAGCUGCUCUGCUGUGAGUCUUGUCCGGCAGCUUUUCACCCCGACUGCUUGAACAUCGCUAUGCCUGAUGGGAGCUGGUUCUGCAACGACUGCCGAGCUGGGAAGAAACCCAAAUACAGAGACAUCAUCUGGGUCAAACUGGGAACAUACAGAUGGUGGCCCGCAGAGAUUCACCACCCCAGAAACAUCCCCACCAACAUCCAGCACCUUCGCCACGAGAUCGGAGAGUUUCCGGUCUUCUUCUUCGGCUCCAAGGACUACUUCUGGACUCACCAGGGCCGAGUGUUUCCCUACAUGGAGGGAGACCGGGGCAGCAAGCACCAGAGGACCGGCAUUGGCAAAGUCUUUAAGAAUGCUCUGUUAGAGGCUGAAGUUCGAUUCAAGGAGAUAAAACUGAAACGAGAGGCCAAGGAAGCGCAGGAGAACAACCGAAAACCACCUCCAUAUAAAUUUAUCAAGGUCAACAAACCUUACGGGAGGGUCCAGGUCUACACCGCAGACAUUUUCGAGAUCCCCAAGUGUAACUGCAAGCCGACGGACGAGAGGCCGUGCGGGUUCGAGUCCGAGUGUUUGAACCGCAUGCUGCAGUACGAGUGUCACCCUCAGGUGUGUCCCAGCGGCGAGCGCUGCUGUAACCAGGACUUCACCAAACGUCUCUACCCGGAGACCAAAAUCAUCAAGACGGCCGGCAAAGGCUGGGGCCUCGUCUCCCUGAGAGACAUCAAGAAGGGCGAGUUUGUGAACGAGUACAUCGGAGAGCUGAUCGACGAGGAGGAAUGCAGGGCGAGGAUCAAGUACGCCCAGGAGAACAACAUCACCGACUUCUACAUGCUCACCAUUGACAAGGAUCGAAUCAUCGAUGCUGGUCCGAAGGGAAACUACUCUCGCUUCAUGAACCACAGCUGUCAGCCCAACUGUGAGACGCAGAAGUGGACGGUGAACGGCGACACGCGGGUCGGUCUGUUCGCCGUCUGCGACAUCCCGGCAGGGACCGAGCUGACAUUUAACUACAACCUGGACUGCCUCGGCAAUGAGAAGACCGUCUGUCGCUGCGGCGCCCCAAACUGCAGCGGUUUUCUUGGUGAUCGACCGAAGAACUCAAACGGCCAAACAGCCGACCCAAAAGGGAAAAGGUUGAAGAGAAAGUAUAAAAAGAGGCGAGCUGAGGGAAAGAAGAAGUCUGAGGACGAGUGUUUCCGCUGCGGGGACGGAGGGCAGCUGGUGCUCUGUGACAAGAAGACCUGCACCAAAGCUUAUCACCUGUCCUGCCUGAACCUCACCAAGAGACCCUUCGGCCGCUGGGACUGCCCCUGGCACCACUGUGACGUCUGUGGGAAAAACUCGGAGGCUUUCUGCCAGCUCUGCCCGAACUCCUUCUGCAAGGCUCACCAGGAGGGGGCGCUGCGUCCCUGGCCCCCGACGGGACAGCCGUGCUGCCAGGAGCACGAUGAGCUGGAGGGAACAGACAACCAGGAUCAAGACGACACCUCCGAAACAAAAGUGACAGCGGCUACUGCCGUCGGCGGCCGUCCUCCUAAAGGCUCCAGGAAGGCAGAAGGAGCCGAGGCCAAAACCAAGGGCUCAAAGAGGAAAGCAGCAGAGGCCUAACAGUGACCUUUGACCCCCCCCUCCCUCCCCCUCAGAGAGCCAAAAGACCAAACAAAGACUCUGACACCUGCUUCCCCCGUUCAUGAACAAAUAUAAACCCCGUGUAAUGUCUUCAAGAUCACAAAAACCAAGGCACUGUACAUCUUAGUCAUCAGGGAAAGCUGCUGAUCUCUCGCGUGCUCAGCGACGGCCUCUAGCUCGCCGCUCAAACUUUUCAUAUUUUACUUUUGUAACAUUUUUCAGGUUUUUGUUUUUUAUUUCUGCACUGAGGCGAAACCAUCUGUGGUAAAGCACAAAGCAGCUGAGCGAGCGCAGGUCAGGAAACUUCGGCUAGCGGAUUCCAAUUCUCAUUCUUCCACCAACCAAACUGCCUUUUUUUUUAUUUCUGUUGUUGUCUUUUGUUUUUGUUUUGUGUUUUUUUGUUUUUUAGAAUAACAAAAGAAACCAGUUGGUUUCUGCAGAAAAGAAACUGAACCAGACGGCAGUAUAACUGAGCAGCGCGUGGCUGACGGCGGCACGUCACCGUCCGCUAACUUGAAUCUCGGCUCAGUCACCGCCCCUCACUCAACACAGAUGAUCUUGAACAGCAGAGUUUUAUAGCUAUUUCUAUAUAUGUGUAUAUCAAAGACCAAAAUUAUGAUUACUGGAAUAGUGUAAGACAUCAAACAGGUUGCCAAAUGGAUUGUUUUUAUUUUUAUAUAUAGUAUAUAUAUGCGAGAUGUAAUAUUGAACACCAAGACACUAUGGAUAGGCCUCAGAUGACCUCUUUACUUCUUUUUCGUAGCCAUAGGUUACAUUUAACUGUAGACAUGUACAUGUGUUUGCUAUUUUACAACCUGUUAUUUUGUUUUAGCUCAGUUUAGCUUCCUAGAUUUGAACAAUUUUUUUUUUUUUUUUUUUUUUUAAAUACCAGCAUGCUGAAUGAUGGCGCCACAAACCGUUUAUCUACCUGCCUGUCCAGAGAACGAGGGAGUACAGAAAGAAAGUAUUAAAAGAAGAGAGCGCUUUUUAAACUGCCGUCUGACAUAAAAACACUACUGGGAGGUUUUAAAGGUGUUCGGUGCUCUCUGCUCUGCUGAACCAGAUAAAUGAAGGAACAUGA